Oncorhynchus tshawytscha (Chinook salmon) is the source of this 2740-nucleotide messenger RNA. RefSeq names its product SR-related and CTD-associated factor 4. The transcript has 14 exons. Gene Ontology annotation, biological process: negative regulation of termination of RNA polymerase II transcription, poly(A)-coupled. Gene Ontology annotation, cellular component: nucleus. Lineage: Eukaryota; Metazoa; Chordata; Actinopteri; Salmoniformes; Salmonidae. The coding region runs from base 154 to 2730 and encodes 858 amino acids. Gene Ontology annotation, molecular function: RNA polymerase II C-terminal domain phosphoserine binding; RNA binding. The record is from RefSeq and is a predicted model, not a curated record.
GAAACGUUUUGGCCACACCUAUUAUCAACCAGCGGAUAGAUGGGUUAGCAACGCAGGCCAAUGUUUGCGACUACAUAAACAUAGUCAGCUUAAUGAAUACGUAUUAUUAAUUUAAAACGGUAUAUAUUUUUGUCGGCAUUUCAACAUAUAAUUAUGGAUUCCGUCAACGCUUUCAACUUGGAGUUAUUCACCAUGAUUGACAUGAAGCCUCCAAUAUCACGAGCAAAGAUGAUGUCAGUCACUAAAUCAGCAAUAAAGGCUAUCAAGCUAUACAAGCAUGUCGUCCAGAUUGUGGAGAAGUUCAUCAAGAAGUGUAAGCCAGAACUGAAGGUUCCUGGUUUAUACGUGGUGGAUUCCAUUGUCCGACAGUCCCGACAUCAGUUUGGAGUGGAUAAGGACGUCUAUGGACCCAGGUUCCAAAAGAACUUCACCCCGACAUUCCAGAACCUCUACCUCUGUCCACACGAUGACAAGAGUAAGAUCAUCCGUGUUCUCAACCUGUGGCAAAAGAACGCUGUAUUUGAGAUGGACGUCGUCCAGCCCCUGUUGGAUAUGGCUGCUGGCUCCUUAGCCCCUACUCCCUCCCCCCAGGAGGACCUCCAGGCCCAGCCCCAGGUGCCCAGUGCCUCUAUAGCAUCAGUCCAGACACCAGUCUCCAGUGCCUCCAUAGCAGCAGCCCUGCCCCAAGUCUCCAGGGCCUCCAUAGCAGCAGCCCUGCCCCAGCUCCCCCCACAGCUCCAGAACCCUGAGGCCCUGGCUGCCGUGGCACAGCUUUUCCAGUCUGGACAGGGACAUGAGCUUCAGAAGAUCCUCCAGAGGUUCCAGCCGGGGCAACAGACUCCCCCUGUGGUUCCAAACACCAUGCCUGACCAGAACCACCCACAUGUGGUCCAAAGCCAGCAUAAUACACACCACCCACCGUUGAACACACACCAGACACAUCCUACGGAGCAGAAGAACUCACUAGCUAAGAAACUCCUGGACCGUUUUGAUUAUGACGACGAACCAGAAGAAGUGAAGAGAGAGGAGACGAAUCCCCUUGUUCCAGGGAACCAGUAUGACGGCCAUUUUCCUGGUCCGAUGCAGCCCGACAUGGAGCAACAGUUUCAGGGCCAGCCUGGGAGACAGCAGACACCUGUUGGAGGAUACCCUGGUCUGAACAAGGGCUACAGCCAGAGCCAGCACACUGACCAGGGAAACUCCAGAGAAAGAGAAGAUCCGUCUGGGAGGAGGGAGGGGAGGCAGCGGGGUCACGGCAGGAGGUCACGCUCCAGGUCUGGCUCUCGUUCUCCCAGGAGAAAGAGGUCCCCCGGUUCUCCCUCCCGGAAACCCCGACAUUCCUCCCAGCGCUCUGGGUCCCGCUCCAGGGAGAGUCGCUGGAACUCCCCUCGCUCCCGCUCACAGGAGAGGAAGGAGAGAGAGAAGGACAAAGACCGUAGACAGAAAGGUCUGCCCAGCAUCAAGAGCCAGACACUCAGUGUUUGCACCACGACUCUGUGGGUGGGCCAGCUGGACAAGAAGACUUCUCAGCAGGACGUCAUGUGUUUACUAGAGGAGUUUGGGCAGAUAGACUCCAUCAAUAUGAUACCUCCUCGUGGAUGUGCCUACAUAGUGAUGGUCCACAGGCAGGAUGCCUACAGAGCUCUACACAAACUCGGCAGAGGAUCCUUCAAGGUCAACCAGAAGGCUAUCAAGAUUGCGUGGGCCUUGAACAAGGGUAUAAAGGCGACGCAUAAGAAGUUCUGGGAUGUGGAGCGAGGCGUCACCUACAUCCCCUGGAGCAAGGUGAAGAUGGAGGAGCUGGAGGGGUCCAGGGAGGGAGGCAUGCUGGACGCAGACACACUCUGUCCAGAGUGGGGAGAUGAUGUGAAGGAGCUGACUAAACCAGGAGGACUGAACAACGGAGGAGGAGUGGAUGCCAUGGAAACCGAGGGAGCUGCCACUGCCCACGUACAGGUGCCUCCAGUCCAGCCAAUAGGGUCUGUGGGUGGUCCCCCUGGCCCCCCAACCCCCUCUCUCACCCCCGGUGGACCCCCUUCCUUCCUGCCCGCUGGCUUCAACCCCACACAGAUGCCUCCAGGUUUCCCUCCACCGGUGGUGGGAGGACCAAGGAGCACCACAGAUGACUCGGGGUCUACAGACAAGGCUGGAGGGAGUGGUGGCCUCUCUGGCCCCUCAGACGCUCCAGACAGCCAGCUGGGAGCUCCAGGGCCAGGGGCCGUGAUGAGUCCUCCAGGCCCAGCAGUGUUACUAGGUCCCAGGAUGGCCAUGAUGACCAUGCAGCCUCGUUCAGGACUACCACCCCCUCAACUCCAGCCCACUUUUGCCCCUCACCUCCCUCCCCCCAACAUGCCCCCAAUGAUGAUGGGCUCCAGGGGCCCCAACCCCAUGUUCCCCCCCAGAGGGGGCCCUCCAGGUGGGUUCAGGAUGCCCAUGGGCCACCAGUCCAUGGAGGACUUUCCUCACGGACCCCCCAGACAUCCCUUCCAGCCUGGACCCCCCAGACAUCCCUUCCAGCCCGGACCCCCCGGGGAAGAAGGUGGCAACUGGGAGGGCGGGAGACACUUCAGGGGCGAGAGGCCAGGGUUCGGGGGACAUGACAGGGAUUGGGGGAGGUUUGGGGAGCAGGUGAGAGGGUUUCCGAGAGGAGGAAGAGGAGGGGGUUGGUCCAGAGGUGGGCCUGAGGGGAGGGACCGCUUCAUGAAUCGACAGGAUAGAUUUGAACGGUGAUGACAGGGCC